Homo sapiens (human) is the source of this 3868-nucleotide messenger RNA. It is a transcript of the gene UBQLN1, whose product is annotated as ubiquilin 1. Gene Ontology annotation, cellular component: endoplasmic reticulum; nucleus; plasma membrane. The record is from RefSeq and is marked reviewed. Lineage: Eukaryota; Metazoa; Chordata; Mammalia; Primates; Hominidae. Gene Ontology annotation, biological process: negative regulation of transport; positive regulation of ERAD pathway; ERAD pathway. The transcript is spliced from 11 exons. Bases 280 to 2049 code for a protein of 589 amino acids.
AGGGAGGAGGAAGCGGUGGCUGCUGCGGAUGUCGGUGUGAGCGAGCGGCGCCUGAACACACGGCGGCUGCCGAGCGCCUGACCCGGGCCUGCGCCAGAGCCUGCACCGAGCUCCGGGGCCCCACACCCGCUACGGUGGCCCUGCGCCCGUUGCUACUGAGGCGGCGUGCUCUGCAUUCUUCGCUGUCCAGGCCUGCCGGCUCUGGUGUCUGCUGGCUCCUCCUUGCUCGCCUGCUCCCUCCUGCUUGCCUGAGUCACCGCCGCCGCCGCCGCCACAGCCAUGGCCGAGAGUGGUGAAAGCGGCGGUCCUCCGGGCUCCCAGGAUAGCGCCGCCGGAGCCGAAGGUGCUGGCGCCCCCGCGGCCGCUGCCUCCGCGGAGCCCAAAAUCAUGAAAGUCACCGUGAAGACCCCGAAGGAAAAGGAGGAAUUCGCCGUGCCCGAGAAUAGCUCCGUCCAGCAGUUUAAGGAAGAAAUCUCUAAACGUUUUAAAUCACAUACUGACCAACUUGUGUUGAUAUUUGCUGGAAAAAUUUUGAAAGAUCAAGAUACCUUGAGUCAGCAUGGAAUUCAUGAUGGACUUACUGUUCACCUUGUCAUUAAAACACAAAACAGGCCUCAGGAUCAUUCAGCUCAGCAAACAAAUACAGCUGGAAGCAAUGUUACUACAUCAUCAACUCCUAAUAGUAACUCUACAUCUGGUUCUGCUACUAGCAACCCUUUUGGUUUAGGUGGCCUUGGGGGACUUGCAGGUCUGAGUAGCUUGGGUUUGAAUACUACCAACUUCUCUGAACUACAGAGUCAGAUGCAGCGACAACUUUUGUCUAACCCUGAAAUGAUGGUCCAGAUCAUGGAAAAUCCCUUUGUUCAGAGCAUGCUCUCAAAUCCUGACCUGAUGAGACAGUUAAUUAUGGCCAAUCCACAAAUGCAGCAGUUGAUACAGAGAAAUCCAGAAAUUAGUCAUAUGUUGAAUAAUCCAGAUAUAAUGAGACAAACGUUGGAACUUGCCAGGAAUCCAGCAAUGAUGCAGGAGAUGAUGAGGAACCAGGACCGAGCUUUGAGCAACCUAGAAAGCAUCCCAGGGGGAUAUAAUGCUUUAAGGCGCAUGUACACAGAUAUUCAGGAACCAAUGCUGAGUGCUGCACAAGAGCAGUUUGGUGGUAAUCCAUUUGCUUCCUUGGUGAGCAAUACAUCCUCUGGUGAAGGUAGUCAACCUUCCCGUACAGAAAAUAGAGAUCCACUACCCAAUCCAUGGGCUCCACAGACUUCCCAGAGUUCAUCAGCUUCCAGCGGCACUGCCAGCACUGUGGGUGGCACUACUGGUAGUACUGCCAGUGGCACUUCUGGGCAGAGUACUACUGCGCCAAAUUUGGUGCCUGGAGUAGGAGCUAGUAUGUUCAACACACCAGGAAUGCAGAGCUUGUUGCAACAAAUAACUGAAAACCCACAACUGAUGCAAAACAUGUUGUCUGCCCCCUACAUGAGAAGCAUGAUGCAGUCACUAAGCCAGAAUCCUGACCUUGCUGCACAGAUGAUGCUGAAUAAUCCCCUAUUUGCUGGAAAUCCUCAGCUUCAAGAACAAAUGAGACAACAGCUCCCAACUUUCCUCCAACAAAUGCAGAAUCCUGAUACACUAUCAGCAAUGUCAAACCCUAGAGCAAUGCAGGCCUUGUUACAGAUUCAGCAGGGUUUACAGACAUUAGCAACGGAAGCCCCGGGCCUCAUCCCAGGGUUUACUCCUGGCUUGGGGGCAUUAGGAAGCACUGGAGGCUCUUCGGGAACUAAUGGAUCUAACGCCACACCUAGUGAAAACACAAGUCCCACAGCAGGAACCACUGAACCUGGACAUCAGCAGUUUAUUCAGCAGAUGCUGCAGGCUCUUGCUGGAGUAAAUCCUCAGCUACAGAAUCCAGAAGUCAGAUUUCAGCAACAACUGGAACAACUCAGUGCAAUGGGAUUUUUGAACCGUGAAGCAAACUUGCAAGCUCUAAUAGCAACAGGAGGUGAUAUCAAUGCAGCUAUUGAAAGGUUACUGGGCUCCCAGCCAUCAUAGCAGCAUUUCUGUAUCUUGAAAAAAUGUAAUUUAUUUUUGAUAACGGCUCUUAAACUUUAAAAUACCUGCUUUAUUUCAUUUUGACUCUUGGAAUUCUGUGCUGUUAUAAACAAACCCAAUAUGAUGCAUUUUAAGGUGGAGUACAGUAAGAUGUGUGGGUUUUUCUGUAUUUUUCUUUUCUGGAACAGUGGGAAUUAAGGCUACUGCAUGCAUCACUUCUGCAUUUAUUGUAAUUUUUUAAAAACAUCACCUUUUAUAGUUGGGUGACCAGAUUUUGUCCUGCAUCUGUCCAGUUUAUUUGCUUUUUAAACAUUAGCCUAUGGUAGUAAUUUAUGUAGAAUAAAAGCAUUAAAAAGAAGCAAAUCAUUUGCACUCUAUAAUUUGUGGUACAGUAUUGCUUAUUGUGACUUUGGCAUGCAUUUUUGCAAACAAUGCUGUAAGAUUUAUACUACUGAUAAUUUUGUUUUAUUUGUAUACAAUAUAGAGUAUGCACAUUUGGGACUGCAUUUCUGGAAACAUACUGCAAUAGGCUCUCUGAGCAAAACACCUGUAACUAAAAAAGUGAAGAUAAGAAAAUACUCUUAAAGCUGAGUAUUUCCUAAUUGUAUAGAAUCUUACAGCAUCUUUGACAAACAUCUCCCAGCAAAAGUGCCGGUUAGUCAGGUUUGUUGAAAAUACAGUAGAAAAGCUGAUUCUGGUUAUCUCUUUAAGGACAAUUAAUUGUACAGACACAUAAUGUAACAUUGUCUCAACAUUCAUUCACAGAUUGACUGUAAAUUACCUUAAUCUUUGUGCAGACUGAAGGAACACUGUAGUAUACCCCAAAGUGCAUUUGCCUAGGACUUCUCAGCUUCUCCCAUAGGUAGUUUAACAGGCAUUAAAAUUUGUAAUUGAAAUGUUGCUUUCACUGAAAAAGUGUCUUGAUGUUUCAGUUAUUUUUAAUCGCCAUAAAAAAAUAGAACUAUCUUUUGGGUUUAUCUGUUUUCUCAUGCACAGGCAAUACACAAAUUUAAAAUGAGUUGUGAGCCAAUUGUUUCUGAAGUGUUUUGGUAGUUCUAUUAAGAAAUAGUUAAAUAUUGUGCUUUUCAGAGCCUCAGAGAAAGGGGGACGGGGUGGGGGGGUGGGGCAGCGGAAUCUGUCCUGGAUGGGGCCAGCUUAAAUAAUACUGGCAACCAAGAUUCUGUUAGGAUUUCUGUGCAUAUAGUGUAGUAAAGAAGUAUCAUUCAGGGGUGAAAAACAAAGAGCCGUUUUAAUGAUGUUGAGUACAUUUGGCUGUUUUAUAGCCUUUUUCUUCCCUCCCCCAAAGAAUUCUGUUUGCCUAACUCCCAAACUGUUGGGGUGGUACAUUCCUUUAGGACCAAUUAAAACAUAAUUGAGGGUCAGUGAUACAUUUGGCUGACUCUGGUUCAGUAUUCUCUUAGGUGAUUAUAUUCUCUCAUGUACAGUUACAGGAAAUUAAAAUGUUAAAGUAACCUAAAAUGAAUUCAGACCAAUAAAAUCAAGGGAAAUACAAGUUGAUUGCAUUACUUCUGUAUGUUGCUUGCUAUUAAAAAGGUUAAGAGGCCAGGUUACCCACCAGUCCUUGCACUGUUCUGACACUUUCCCCAGGAGGAAAACAAGUACAAAGGUUACGGUGGAGGCAUAAGUAGAAGAGAUUGUUAAGAAGGGUAUUCAUGUGUCUUUGCUCUUUCUGCUUUAUGCCUCAGUUUGGUUUAAAAACUUCUGUACUGGCAAAUGGUGGUAUUCAGUGUGGGAUAGUGUCAUAACUAAUUUGACAAUUUAUUAAUCAUAAAAUAACAAUAAAUCUCUAGCUUUUACA